Messenger RNA from Centropristis striata (black sea bass), 2195 nucleotides. It is a transcript of the gene elovl6, whose product is annotated as ELOVL fatty acid elongase 6. Lineage: Eukaryota; Metazoa; Chordata; Actinopteri; Perciformes; Serranidae. The record is from RefSeq and is a predicted model, not a curated record. Gene Ontology annotation, molecular function: fatty acid elongase activity. Gene Ontology annotation, cellular component: endoplasmic reticulum membrane; endoplasmic reticulum. Bases 164 to 973 code for a protein of 269 amino acids. The transcript is spliced from 4 exons. Gene Ontology annotation, biological process: very long-chain fatty acid biosynthetic process; sphingolipid biosynthetic process; fatty acid elongation, saturated fatty acid.
CUGACUGCCGAGCUGCUCGCGCAAGUACCGCGAGGUCCAGACAGCAGCACGAGCGAUGCGAGUCGAGGGUCGCGAGGAAACAGACUAACUAAAACAGAAAACACCUCGAUACCGAGUAUCGUAUCGUUUCAGCAGCGUGAACAGGAAACACAGCACAGUGAGCAUGUCGGUGCUAGCCCUGCAAGAGUAUGAGUUCGAGAGACAGUUCAACGAGGACGAAGCCAUCCGAUGGAUGCAGGAGAACUGGAAGAAGUCAUUUCUGUUCUCUGCACUCUACGUUGCCUUUAUCCUUGGGGGCCGCCAUGUCAUGAAACAGAGGGAGAAGUUUGAGUUGAGGAAACCACUGGUGCUAUGGUCGCUCACGCUUGCUGUCUUCAGUAUAUUUGGUGCCAUUCGUACUGGGAGUUACAUGAUGUACAUCCUGAUGACGAAAGGGCUGAAACAGUCAGUUUGUGACCAGAGCUUUUACAACGGGCCUGUCAGCAAGUUCUGGGCGUACGCCUUUGUACUUAGUAAAGCACCAGAACUGGGUGACACUCUCUUCAUCGUCCUGAGGAAACAGAAGCUCAUCUUCCUCCACUGGUACCACCACAUCACCGUGCUGCUCUACUCCUGGUACUCCUACAAAGACAUGGUGGCCGGUGGUGGAUGGUUCAUGACCAUGAACUACUUGGUCCACGCUGUCAUGUACUCUUACUACGCCUUGCGGGCAGCCGGCUUCAAGCUGUCGCGCAAGUUUGCCAUGUUCAUCACACUGACCCAGAUCACCCAGAUGCUGAUGGGCUGUGUGGUCAACUACCUGGUGUACUCGUGGAUGCAGCAGGGCCAGGAGUGUCCAUCCCACAUGCAGAACAUUGUGUGGUCUUCCCUCAUGUACCUCAGCUACUUUGUGCUCUUUGUCCAGUUCUUCUUCGAGGCCUACUUUGGCAAGUCCAAGUUAUCGGCUGCGGCUGUCACAAAGAAGAGCGAGUAAACAAAUGCCAUAAGUAUGGGAAGAAGGGUGAUCAUGAAGAAAAAGGGAGAUUAAAAUGGAGAGCAGGGACCAGUGACUUGACAGAAUCUGUUAGGGUUGGGUAAUGGUUGUUGGAAUGACAUAUGGGUGAUGCAGAGGUGGCUUGGGGAGUGGGUGUGGGGUUGGGGUGGGUGUGGGAGGGUCAAGAGGAUGGCUGAUGUUUGUGCUUGAGCAUUACUACUAAUGUGCAGAUCUAAAAUGCCUCAAUGGAUGUGACGUUUCCGUUGAAGGAUGCUGAGGAAGCAGCGCCGCCAUGAUCAGAGCCAUCACGACUUGUCCACCUGAAGUUUAAAAGCCCUUUUUUUUUUUAAUUCAUCAUGAAUUGUUUUUAAAACCUAAAAUGUUAUAAAAGGACAAAAUCACCGGAUUUAAAAAAAAUUACAAAUGCCAUGAGCAUAUGUUUACUUGAUAUUAAAAAAUUAAUUGGUGCAUAUGACGAUGGAUGGAGUCAGUGUUAACUUGAGCCAUCUGAGUAUGUUUAUGUCCGUCUGUUGUCAGUGUUUGUUGUUUUGUUUUGAUCUGUCAAAGAAGAAGUUUGAACACUGGUGAGUGUUGGUGGUUGGUAUGAACUGAUGGGUGAACGGCACUGUAUAUUCUGUGUCUUACAUUGCAAAAUGCGAUAUUUUCUCAGGUCUUAGGUUAUCUCUUUUCUUAAUAUUAUAUGCAUAUCAAGACAAAGUAGACAUGUUAAACAUCGGCACCGGUUUAAAGUAUGGCUAAAAUUCAUCCAGUAUGGCUGCAUAGUUGGGGAGGGGGAAAGUAUGAAUGAAGCUGAUUGGAUUGACUGACUCAGAUGAUCACACUGCUCCUGGGCAUGAUGGGAAACAGAUGCUCACAGUGCCCUGCUUCACCACUUGUCAUGACCUUUCAGAAGUUGCCAACCACACUUUGGAAAAUGACUUGCCAUUGAUUUCCAAAUGCCUCUCUGUGUUGAAGGGUCCCUACCAGUGAAGAAAACUUGUCUGUUGAACACUGAAGGCUGAAGGACAAACAUAUUUAUGUUUAGCAAAAAAAAGAAAAAAAAUCAAACAUGCAAAUUGUCAAAAAUCUGCUGUAUUGACUUUGAAAAAUAGUAUGUAUCCUUAAUGGUGUCUGUUGUGCUAUUGUGCAUUUGCACUGUAUCAAUGUCAAAACAAUUGUUGCUGAAAAACUUAACGUAUGAACAAAGAGUGCAAAAAUGUGA